Echinops telfairi (small Madagascar hedgehog) is the source of this 1997-nucleotide messenger RNA. It is a transcript of the gene ADCK2, whose product is annotated as aarF domain containing kinase 2. NCBI's taxonomy places the organism in Eukaryota, Metazoa, Chordata, Mammalia, Afrosoricida, Tenrecidae. The coding region runs from base 1 to 1773 and encodes 590 amino acids. Gene Ontology annotation, molecular function: ATP binding; protein kinase activity. The transcript is spliced from 9 exons. The record is from RefSeq and is a predicted model, not a curated record. Gene Ontology annotation, biological process: protein phosphorylation. Gene Ontology annotation, cellular component: mitochondrion.
AUGCGAGAGUUAAAGGCUCGCGGGGGGCGGGGCGCACCCCCUUGUCGCCCCGAGUAUCCCCGCAGUCUCGGCUGGCUUCUGCUGGGCACGUUGCCCAGGCUCGUCUCUAACUGCCAGGAGGUGGGCGCUCGGGUCCCAGAGAGCCUGUGUCCCCGCAGCCCCGGCGGCAGCGAGCCGGUGGCGACGCUGGGGCAGGUGGAGUGUGGGCUCCUGGCUCACCUGCGGCUCUGGCUGCGCGCCGGGGUGCUGCUGGUCAAGUUCCUGCCCCUGCUGCUGCUCUACCCCGUCACCUACCUCGACCCCCGCGUGGCCUCCCUCUGGCUCCGCCUGCUGCUGAAGGCCACGGAGACCUCGGGCCCCACCUAUAUCAAGCUGGGCCAGUGGGCCAGCACCAGGCGCGACAUCUUCUCGGAACCCUUCUGCGCUGUCUUCUCCAGGCUGCACGUCCGCGUGACGCCCCACCCCUGGGCGCACACCCGCCGCCUCCUGCAGCAAGCCUUCGGGGAGACCUGGGACCAGGCCCUCUGCUUCGAGCACCUGGAGCCCGUGGGCUCGGGCUGCGUGGCUCAGGUUUACAAGGCCCACGCCAACACCGCCUUCCUGGGGGAGGACAGCCUCCGGACCCUUGGGGCGGGCGUCUGGGCCCUAGGGGGCUCUCGAGAGCGCUUUGGACCCUCUGGGAAGGGCCAGCAGCCUGAAGGAACCCUUGCUGACCAGUCAUUUCUAGAAAGGCUGCUCCUCCCCCAAGUGGACGUUGUAGAGGUGGACACAUCACGCCCUGGCCACCCACCUAAGCCAAAGCACCUCGUCCCUGUGGCUGUGAAAGUGUUGCACCCCGGCCUGCUUGCCCAGGUGCGCAUGGACCUGCUGCUGAUGAAGAUGGGCAGCCGAGCCCUGGGGCUGUUACCAGGCAUCAAGUGGCUGAGCCUGCCCGAAGUUGUGGAGGAGUUUGAGAAGCUCAUGGUCCAGCAGAUUGACCUGCGCUAUGAGGCUCAGAACCUGGAGCACUUCCAGCGAAACUUCUGGAACAUCAGUGCCGUCAGGUUCCCCACGCCGCUGCGGCCCUUCAUCUCCAGGGAGGUCUUGGUGGAGACCUACGAAGAGAGCGUGCCUGUGUCCCGCUACCAGCAGGCAGCCGUGCCCGCGGAGCUGAAGCGGCAGAUUGCCCGGCUGGGGAUCCGCAUGCUCCUGAAGAUGAUAUUUGUGGACAACUUUGUCCAUGCGGACCUCCACCCCGGGAACAUCCUGGUGCAAGGCGUCCACCGUCUGCCCAGGAGCCAAGAGUCUGGGCCGCCUCAGAGGGACGGCCUGGCCAGGUGGGCUGCAGCUGCCCUCCCUGACCCACAGCCCCUGAGGCUGGUACUGCUGGACGCAGGCAUCGUGGCCGAGCUGCAGGCUGCUGACCUGAGCAACUUCCGGGCGGUCUUCCUGGCUGUGCUGAUGGGGCAGGGCCACAGGGUGGCUGAGCUCAUCCUGCACCACGCCCGGGCCAGCGAGUGUGGGGAUGUGGAGGCCUUCAAGGCCGAGAUGGCUGUGCUAGUGAGCCAGGCCAGGAAGAACACUGUCACCCUGGAGAAGGUUCAAGUUUCCAGUCUUCUCUCCAGCGUCUUCAAGUUACUGAUGACGCACAGGGUGAAACUCGAGAGCAAUUUUGCUUCAAUUGUGUUUGCGACCAUGGUGCUGGAGGGGCUCGGCCGCUCCCUGGACCCCCAGCUGGAUAUACUGGAGGCAGCGAGACCCUUUCUCCUUGGGGGUCCAGCGCCCUUCCCCUGACUGCAGCCUGUCACCGGGGAGCUGCCCCUGAGGCACGUGAGCACUCGGAAACUGGGUGUUUGGAGCUUGCUGGGCAUCUAUCUCCAGUGUCAGGUCGUCCAUGAAGUGGGGGGUGAGAAAGCCCCCCCCCCAGUCAUUGUGAGGCUGGGCCUGGUGGCCAGGACCCCUCCGGGCCAUGAGGAAUGGUCUGCGGACCAGGGGGAGGAAUAAAAGGAGUUGCUUUG